AUGAAUUUGUACGAAAUAUUAGGACACUUGGGAGCGACAUAUAUAAUCAUUCGAAUUAGCCUAACACUAUGGCAUUUUCUUCGUCUAUUUGUUCUACCUAAACUUGGAUUCCGUCUUCGAUUAACAAAACUUGGGCAAUGGGCCAUCGUAACUGGUUCAACAGAUGGUAUCGGUAAAGCUUAUGCAAGGGAAUUAGCCCAUCGAGGCAUGAAUGUUUUAUUGAUUAGUAGGAAUAAAGAUAAAUUAAAGGCAGUCAAAGAAGAGCUUGAAAGCCACUGUCAUCAUGAGAUAAAGACAUUGGCUAUUGAUUUCAAUCAGCCAAAGAAAAUUUACCAAACCAUAUCUUCAGAAAUUCAAAAUUUGGACGUAGGUAUACUUGUCAAUAAUGUUGGUAUUGCCUAUGAAUAUCCCAGUUAUUACGAUGAACUGAGUGAUCAAAUAUUAGAGCAAAUACUGAAUAUUAAUGUUAUAUCAGCAAUGGAAAUGACUCGUCUUGUCCUACCAAAAAUGAUCGAGAAUAAAAGGGGUGCAAUUGUAAACGUGGCGUCCAUUGCGGCUUCUGUUCCUAUGGCCUUAAUGUCAGUUUAUUCAUCCAGUAAAGCUUUCCUUGACUUUUUUUCUCGCAGCCUUAACGUCGAAUAUAAUAAAGAUUCUAUCAUUAUCCAAAGUCUUAUACCAGGUCUAAUAUGCACAAAACUCUCAAAAGUGAACAAAAUUAACCUGUUUGCACCUUCACCAGAGACGUAUGCCAAGCAAGCUGUUAACACUAUUGGAUUAUGUGAUAGAACUACAGGAUACUGGCCUCACGAAUUGCAGUAUACUUAUAUUAGGUUUAUGCCUACCUUCUGGGUACAAAAAGAGAUAUAUAAUACAUGUAAGAGGUUACGAACUAGUGCUCUAAAGCAUCUCGAGAAAGAAAAAUAG
This is a messenger RNA of Trichoplax adhaerens, 924 nucleotides long. RefSeq lists its product as uncharacterized. Gene Ontology annotation, molecular function: oxidoreductase activity. The transcript has 2 exons. NCBI's taxonomy places the organism in Eukaryota, Metazoa, Placozoa, Uniplacotomia, Trichoplacea, Trichoplacidae. The record is from RefSeq and is a predicted model, not a curated record. The coding region runs from base 1 to 924 and encodes 307 amino acids. Gene Ontology annotation, cellular component: endoplasmic reticulum.